This is a messenger RNA of Pelagomonas calceolata, 882 nucleotides long. Lineage: Eukaryota; Pelagophyceae; Pelagomonadales; Pelagomonadaceae. The record is from the annotation of a GenBank genome assembly.
AUGGGCUGGGCCGACGACGAGGGCGGCGGCGACGCGAAGGCCGGCGCCAAGGACGAGCCGCGGCGGCGCCCGCGGCGGGCCUCGGACGAGCCCGCCGAGGCCAAGGACGCCGGCCCGCGCCGGCCCCAGAAGUCCGAGAACGCCUGGGGCUCUUCCUCUACCGGAAAGAGCUCUUCUACGAGGCGCGACGACGACAGUGAUGGGGAACCGCGGCGGAGGAAGCGCCUCGCCGACUCCGACAACGAGGGCGAGACGGAAAUUACGAUGAUUAUUCCGGACCUCGACGAGCAGGCGGAAGAGGACAUCACUUUACAAGUCGCCGAAGCUCCUAGGAAUCGUACGAUCAAAUUGCCUACUCUAGCUGAAUUGAACGCGGACCUCGCUGCUCACUCAAUAAUCCCGGUCAAGCCCGGUGAAAAAAGGCUGGAUCUAUCAUUGUUAAAUAACCGGCUGGUGCCACCUGCUAUGGUGAAGGAGAACACCGAGGACUGGACCUGGGACGGGCUGCUGCGAGAUGUCGCUCGAGACUUCCAGGAGGAGGCCGAGCGGAAUCAAGUGAUGAGGGAGAAGAAAUUAGCGUUCGAGCAGAAGUUCGCUACGAAGUCUGAAGAUACGGGCGAAGCUUUGUUGAAAAGACAAGCCAAAGGUGGGAGACGGGCCGCGCCCAAGCCGAAGAAAGAAGAGGGUAAAGAGGACAAGGAAGAACCGAAAACUGCCGAUACAGCUGAGCUCGAUAAAGCGCUGGGCAAGAAGGAGAAGAGCGCCGCGAAGGGCGGUAGAAGGGCUCGCAAAAGGGACCCCGAGCCCGAGGCCAAGCCGGCGCCGAAGGAGGACUCCGAUAGUGAUGAUGGCGACAUCGCGAUGCAAUCGGAGGCGAAGUAG